Messenger RNA from Rotaria sordida, 252 nucleotides. NCBI's taxonomy places the organism in Eukaryota, Metazoa, Rotifera, Eurotatoria, Philodinida, Philodinidae. The record is from the annotation of a GenBank genome assembly.
AUGUUCUCUUCCUUCGUACGGUUUAUUUUAUUUCUUAUUGUUUGUCUUACAAUUGCUCAUGCAUAUCCACCAUUAAUGAGCAGAGGCAAAUGGUUAUCAGAACAUGCUGCAAGACCUCAUGGUAUUCACAAUGGAGAAGUAUAUGAUUAUAUUAAUUUUCCAGAUGGAAAUGAUAGUGAUGUGAUUGGUACUAAUGGUUUUCCGACAUGGCUAUUACGAUCGCGUAAAUUUUGCUGUGCACCACCAUUGUAA